CAGGCCACGUGACGUAGUGCCCGUGAACAAUAGAGGGCGUUGGUAUAGCAUCACGUUUAAAUCCAGCACUACACACGAAAAAAGGUUACUUUAAAGAAAUCCGCAGAGCGAUCAUUAUUGCUCAUCCGGACAUUACACCUUGAAAGUCUCGUGGAGGAUACACGUGCCCAUAUUCUCCGUACAUGAUGUCGGGUGUUACAGCGACGGCAGCGGUGCUGUGCAUGUUGGCGGCGGUGUGUGUUGGUCAAAACGACUUUCGAGAUUGGUUUUCGGCAAUUCCCGGAAAUUGUACCCAUUUUACCUUAUCCAUCGGCUCUUUCCGCCGAGAUUUCCCGUGUCCAAAUGAACGGGUGUUCUCUCCAGUUUCAAAGACGUGCGUCGACCAAGACGAUAUCAGGAACACACAGUGUCCUAUAGUGCAGACUGACUCUGACAUCAUCCGUCUGUGUGAGAGAUGUCGGGCCGAGAGAAACGGACGUGCGUGCCUCUUUGCCUCCCCAACCAACUGUGCCACCUACAUCAACUGCUCCAAGACUGUGGACGACGACAUCUACGACAACAUGCCGGCGUAUGCUGGGGAGUGUGAAUACCCAAGCUAUUUUAACGGCGUCACUGGGGAAUGUGAUGACUUCACCCGCGUGUCCUGUGGUGGCAAGCAGGAACCCAGAGAACCAUGCCAGUAUGCGCGGAACCUCUGUGGACGGAGUGCGCACUGCAAGCCCUGUGUGUAUCGCUACGCCAGCUGCGCCGACAAGCCGGACGGUGUCCAGCCGUGGGAGGGACGGAGCUGGACCCCAUACUUCGCCGAAUGCAAGAAUCAGAGGACAUUGUAUUCUGGCUCAUGCGCGUCCAGUAGGUCCGGUCAACCACGCAUCUUCAGCGUGGAGACGAACAGAUGUGACGAUUUGGCCCAAAUCCCAAGACAAUAUGGCGGGCUGAAUGAAGGAAAAUAGUAAGCUCCACCUAGCGACGAGAACUAUUUGAGAUCAGUGACCGUUGUGAAUAUAACGUUUUUGUGUAUUGCAACGUGUAUAUUAUUUUCCUCUCUAUUACAUAUUCUCUAAUGUGUCUCCCUUGCCAUGAAAUUAUCGAACUAGUCAAUAAUGUAAAAAAAACAAAUUGUUAAAACUGGAGUGAAUUAGUGGAGAGAUUAUUCACCGAUGAACUAAAAGUGAAUGUGUUAAUCGGUCAUAAACUAUUUAGUGGCGAUACAUUAUAACAAACAGAUUGCACUACGAGACCACUUGAGUUCGAAUUUACUGAGCCCUUCACACAUUCAGACCGCCUUCUUUUGCAAGUGGUCGCUUAAUAAAGAUAAACAAUAAUCAAAGGCGUGAGAUAAACAAAAUAUAUUUAUCAAAAUAUUUCAUACCGUGUGACGCUUUAAAAGACAAUUGGGAGAUGUGGUAGACUUGUGUCUAAAGUGUCACACAGAAGGACCGAAUUCGAUUCCCCACCUUGCUACAGUUGUGAAACCCAACCCAGACCUUAAUAUGGAUAAGCUGUCGCUUAGCGGCGUAAAACCAAACUCACUCACUUUCACAGUUUUCGUUUUAGCUUAGUUCAUCAGAUUAAUUAUUUAAGUAAUAAAACAUAGAUGUAUGUGACGUUAUUUAUAUAAUAAUUAUCUGAACCUAUGUUUGUGAUUUCAUCUGCAUAAUCUUACCAAUACGUACCACAUGCACGAAACAGCCUGACAGUUUAUGUCCUCUGGCGACAGCAUGAUUUGCACGUGCACUACAUGCUUCUCGUGCAGUGUCUUUUCAAUCUGCCUUUCCUUCCGUUUCAAGGUUGUUUUUGCUGUCAUGGUGUUUAUGUCAAGUUUCUUGAAAAUGUUCAAUUGCGGCAUAAUGUGAUAAAACACACUUUUGUGAAUGACUUGCAUAAUAUACGGCAUGUGUAAAUAUACUUACAGUAACAAUUCCAAGUAAGAAGUCAAACUGUUUGUUAUACUGACAGUGAGUUGAUGUCAUGCAAUACCCUCAACAGUGGUGCCUAAAUUUGUUGACUACUCUAUUUGUUGAUCUUUCACGGAAUCCAUGUUAAGAAGCACGCACCAAAACGUACAGUUUUCUAAUAUUUUGCACACUUUUGCACAAUAAAAAAUGCAAUGUAUUGGUUUGCCUUGCUGAAAUAAAGCGGAGAGAUUCA
Messenger RNA from Haliotis rufescens (red abalone), 2151 nucleotides. RefSeq lists its product as uncharacterized. Bases 183 to 953 code for a protein of 256 amino acids. The record is from RefSeq and is a predicted model, not a curated record. NCBI's taxonomy places the organism in Eukaryota, Metazoa, Mollusca, Gastropoda, Lepetellida, Haliotidae. Gene Ontology annotation, molecular function: chitin binding. The transcript is spliced from 3 exons.